GACAAAGCGCACUGGCUUCAGUGUACACGGUAGCUAUGGAUAGCCAUGUCGGCCGCAAAGCGGCGAUCGCGAAAAAAAAUGUGACAGUUUUACUGUUAAUUUUUUAGCACGACGUCUUAGUGGGAAAACUAUGAAUGGCGCGAAGCAGUGCGGAUUUGUUGACCAAAACGAACAGUAAACUUGAGAGUUUUCUGAAGAGAGCCGUUUCCGAGGAAACGUAUGAGCGUAUUCGUGCCUACGAAUCAUGUAUUGUUGUGUCGGAGCGCGAGAACAAGGCGUUCAAAUAUAUUGUUCUUGGGGACGAAUGGAUAUACCUGACAGAAAACCCACCGAAAGGCAUUCAGGAAACAGUGCCUUUGAAAGACAUUGUCUCUGUGGAACUGGUGAACGAAUACCCAGAUUUCCUGACAGGAGCUGAAAGAGAGAACACCCAACAUAUCACCAUAACAUACUUGACCUCUGACCACAGGAAACGAUCCAGAAGGCGUUCAAAGAAAACUGGAUCUCUCUCAGAACUCAGCCUAGACCGGUCUAAUGCCUCAACACCACUUGGGUACGCAGAAUCUGUAGAAAGCUUCUCCGAGGAUUAUGGGUACACCACACAGAGCACAUGCAGCUUGCAGACCAGCAGGCCAAAUAGUCGUGGAUCUGUGGCAUCAAGCUGGAACACCACCAGCAGCAUCAGUAAGAAGAAAAAGAAGCAGCUGAAUGACAGUCUGGAUCAUGACAGCAUCCUGCGGUCACUCAAGGAAGAGCUGGAGGAGGACCUGGACACUGAUGACCGUCUGGCCACCAUCCACUCUGUGCCUUCAUCUUCCAAGGGGGCUAGAUCUCACAGCAAGAGUCCCCGUACCUCGAAACCUAACUCAGCUUCGAAACGCCCUCUCCCUAGCCCCAGAAGCAGUCCUGCUGAUACAACUGUCAGCACGAAGGAGCCAAAGUCCCCACCUACAAACAUGGACUCGUCAGAAACCUACACAGAAAAUGAUUCUUCCACAUGUGGCUGUACGACUCUGAUGUGUCGGGGUCGGAACAAGAACCAGGUGGUGCCAGUUGUGAAUGCUAAUAGUGCUCAGAUGCUAGACCACAAGGGGGAUGUGAUCAGUGUUCGGUCAGACAAACGUCAACUUGUGCCAGAAAUUGAGGUUGAGACAGACUCUGUGGUCAUGAGGUCAUCUUCACCUUCCAUUCAACAUUUUAGUGUAAGUCGGCUGUCGAUUGAUGGCAGUGUCAGAGGAUCUCGGUCAGGGACUCCGGACCUUGCACGUCACAGAAGCUCCAGCAUCUUGGCGUCAACAUCCGAUCUCGGUGACUCCAUGACAGGCCUGAACCUAGUGGGCAGCGAGGGCGGACUGACCGAGAAGCGUCGCACCUUGCUGCACGUCUACCUCCUCAACCUCACCUCCCCUAUGCUCAUGCUCAUACGCAGUGCCUGGAACAACUAUCUCAUCAGAUGUACUCUCCUCAUUGACCCGGAGAUGGAGAAGGUUGCCAUGUCAACAGCUAUCCGGGGACCCCAGGGCAAGAGGCUGGUAAACAGAGAGAAGACGGAGCUUCUGUUUAACCAGCUGAAGAGGGAGCUGUUCAAUGCGGCUAACACAAUGGAGGAGCUGUACAGCCUCCUCAUUGAACUCAAGGCAGCCACAGAGAAGAACUUUUCUCUCAAGAAACUCUUCUGGAGGAACUCGGACCUCUUCCUGUUCAUGGUGCGCCACCUCCAGAAAUAUCUACCCAAGUCUCCUAGCAACCUGUCCACUGACGAGGGGCGGUCGGCUCGAGCUGAUGAGUUUGAGUUUGUGAUUCUGCUGGUGGAGAUCCUCAGCCUCAUGUUCCGGGAGACCGAGAUUAUACAGGGAAGGAUACAGACACUCAAGGCUGAGAGAGGUAAGGCUGUCCUUGACCUCCUGAUGGCCUUGACCUGUGUUCCUGACCUGCCAGACAAGCCAUUGUCUCCAAAGAAGACCAUGAAGUCGGGUAUUGGUGACCAGCUGAUGGAGCGAGUUUCGGAUGAAGAUCUGGCCAGGCUGGUGGAUGACCUCACCAAGAUGGCCAUUAAAGCAGUCUUUGAGUUGUUCCUCAUGGCAAGACAAGCCAACUGGAACCACAGCGAGGGCAACUUCUUCAACAUCAGUUGGAUGGUGCGAGUCCUGGAGGAGAUUCGCACAACAGAAAAGUUUGUGGAACGAGUGAUUGCCCAGAUGAUGGAAUUAAUUUCACCAGCCAAAUUUGACACGUUGGCUCCAGAGGAAGGUGUCGCCCUCUACCAGCAGUUUUCGUUACUACUGACGUUCCUGGAGUACAGUCCACGCAUCACCAAGUUUAUCAAGCAGCAGUACCAUGAGGAAUUCAAAUAUUUCAUCCAAGUGCCGAAAGUUGCGAGGAAGCUUCCCCCUCAGUACCCAGUGUCCAGCUCUACCAGGAACAUCAUGGACCAGGUCAUAGCCAAGGUGCUCAGUCACAGCCGGUCCUCAUCACGCUCACCCAGGUAGUCCCUGUGUCUGCAACAUCUCCAUGACAACUCCGGCAGACAUCUGUGGCCAAUUGUUGACCAUCCAGUUCCACAACAAAGUCAAUUUACAGUUCCACAACAAAGUCAAUUUAGUUCAUCUAGGAGGGCAUAUGUCAAAGACUUUCUCCUCUCAAAUGCUUCAAUUUUUAUCCGCUACAUAUCUGGUUGGAAUCUGCAUCAGAUCUCAGAUCAGAGAUUGAGGCCUAAAACCCCACCAGUCUCACAGAUAUCAGAGUUGCCAAACAUGAAAUAUUUGUUGUCUCAAAAUCUUUGUUUGAAGUGAUAAGUUUACUGUGAGUGCAGUGAUGCACGUGACCAAUGUAUGAACCACAGAUUUAUUUUCUCAGCAAGUUUCCAAUAUAUUCCUAAACCCAUUUCAUUCAUCUGUAAAACCAUCUCGAUAUGGCCUGAAGAAGCUUGACAAGUAGAGUAUAACAGUUGAUUCCUCCACCUUAGACUCGUCCACUUGUCGGAGUCCGUGGGGAUCUUGACAUGACAGUUUAUCGGGUUAUCAUUUGCAAUUUUUGGUACAUUUCCACAGAGACAGAGAAAUAUGUGUUAUAUCAAGCAAUGUUUGAGAUAUUAGUAGUGUUCUUCUUAGAGAAAGUGUGCCUUCACGACUGUCAGUCAGUGUCCUGUGAUAUUGCUGCUUACUGUUUGGCGCGAACUGCCUCAGUUUGUCUGAGGUGACAGUGUAGUAUCCUGUCAGGUGGGCUUGUCACCAUUGUGCAUCUCUGUCAUACCCUAGCUGCAACAUGAAUACCUCGGUACCACCAACACACCAUAGUUAAUGUGUGUCACAAGUCUGACCCUUGUUAAUGUGUGUCACAAGUCUGACGCUUGUUAAUGUGUUACAUGUCACACCAAUGUUAAUGUGUGUUCUACGUGUGUCCCCCAGUCUGACGUGUGUUACAAGUCACACCAAUGUUAAUGUGUGUUCUACGUGUGUCCCCCAGCCUGACGUGUGUUACAAGUCACACCAAUGUUAAUGUAUGUUCUACGUGUUGCCAUCCCCCAGUCUGACGUGUGUUACAUGUCACACCAGUGUUAAUGUGUGUUCUACGUGUUGCCAUCCCCCAGUCUGACGUGUGUUACAUGUCACACCAAUGUUAAUGUGUGUUCUACGUGUUGCCAUCCCCCAGUCUGACGUGUGUUACAAGUCACACCAAUGUUAAUGUGUGUUCUAUGUGUUGCCAUCCCCCAGUCUGACGUGUGUUACAUGGGUUGUUGGUAGUGUCCAAGCUCUACCUCAGUAGCUGUGUAGAUUAACUUGAAAGUUUAUAAUAAUUCAACCUGUGCGCCAAAACCUUUUGAGUCCACAAGACAGAAUUUGGCUCUGAAUCAUCAUUUUCAGAUUUUAGUUUUAUUAUAUGGACUAUCAUUAACUGAGCUUUCCUUACCGAAUGGAAUUUUACUCGACUCUGGCUUCGGACUAGUGUAGUUUUGCCUUUUAUGUUUCCACUCAUGAUGCUGGGAUGAAAGCGACAUGGUCCUAGCUGUAUGUUAAUGCUUGUACAGACCAAAGGGUUGAUGGCCACAACAUAUUCCUGAACUUCAAGUGAAUCAUCAUCUGUUGUUGGUAAAUCCACUGAAUGAAGUGUCUGUUAUGUUGGAAAUAGAGAUGCUGCCUAUGAUUGCGGAGGGUCCUAGGUCCUGAUACUAUCUUCCCCUAUACUUCUCUUUGCUUCCAAUACAAUAUAUAUUACACGAUAUUGCCUCGUGGGUUGCCUAUGUUCAUUAUACAAGACAUGAUGACAAAUACUUGUAGAUACUUUGUGGGUAUGAAGUGACAAUUUCUGGACGUCUGGCCCAAUUUCACAAAGCGAUCGUAGUGCUGUCAGUGUUGUAACUCCUAUUCUUUAACAUAGACUUAAGGGAGUUGAAGCACUGCAAACACUUUGUAAAACAAGCCCUUGGACCCCGUUCCACAAAGCGGUCAUAAUGCUAAGGUGAUCGUAACUCCAAUAGUUCAACAUUGGCUUUCUAUGGUCGUAGUGGUACAAUCACUUUGUGGAAUGGGGCCCUGGUCUUCAGUUGAGUUGAUUGUAUAGGAGAUGGGACCUAUGGACGUGUUGGCCUAUCAGGCAAGCAGAGCUGGUUCAGUGUGGUAGGCAAUGUACUGCAAUACAAUGACAUCAUUGUGAGGCUUGUAUCAGUAUGCGGGUAUUUUGUAUCACAAUAUCAAUGUAGUGUAUCACUGCUCAAGUAGAACAAUGCUGAUCCAUGUUGAAGUAUCUUACACCAGUAGCCCUGCCCAUUGCUCAUAGUUUCGGAAUCAAUGUCAUGUGUCAAGAUUUGUUCAUAUUUCAUAUGAGUCAGAUUAGUUUUGUUAUGAUGCUUGGCUCAAUCUUGUGAGAGCAUGAUCAAGAAAUGUACAGUUUAUAUUUUGUCAGUAUUGAGGUUUUCUGGGAUGUAUUUUCUCUCCUUCCUUACACUGGUAUGAAUUAGGCAUGCCAAGCUCAAACAAAGGCCUGAUGUAGCAGCUGUAGUGUUCUACUCUUUAGUAUCCUGUAUUCUGCUUGUCCAUCGGAUAGAGGGUCCAGAUUUGUCUGUGAACACCAUUAGGGCUUUGAUAUUCUCUCCUGCAGCCCUGAACAAGGAUACAAGGUCAAGAUUUAUGUGUGAAAACGUCACUUUUCAUUUUAAGUAAGACUUUUCUUGAAGUUUGGGUGGCCCAGUCUUCUAAGGCGCCGCGAUUCGCUGUGCAGAGUUGCGUCCCUUGGGCACGCCAGAAACCUAUGAUUGUGGGUUCGAAUCCCGGUUCUCCCCAAUUAUGUUUCUAGGUUUGUCAGCACCAUACCCGUGCUCGUGGGUUUCACCGAAGUGGUAAACGUCUGAGACCUGCAUCACCUCAGGAUUUCCUCCCACAUUAAGCUGACACGCCGUGAUAUAACUGGAAUACUCUUGAAGUUUGGUGAAGGCUAUAUGUGUAGUAACAGCUUUAUGCUGUGGGUGAGUUGCUUCGCGCUUUGUGUGGGAUAUUCCUGAGGGUUGUAAACUUAAUAUCAAAUGAAACUGUUAUGAAAUAUUGCUUUCUUGUUUGUGUAUCUUUUUAUCGUUGUUGAUUGAUUGAGUUGAUGAUCAAAUCAAAUUAUACACAAAAUUUACUAUGCUUACAGUUGUACAGACUGAUUAUGAUUAUGUUUUUUUUAUAGUUUUAAUUGGGUGUCAUCUCUGUAUGUCAACAUGUUCUGUUGAGCCUCUUAAAGAAACAUAUAUAUAUCAUGAAUCAAGAGCAAACUUAUUUUUUAUUUAUACUUUAUUUUUUGGAAGUAAGUGGCUCAGAACGUCUGUUUCCAUGGCUUUUUGUCUCCUGCUGAUUGUAGAAACAGAUAAAUUCUUUCAAAGGGUUCUAUAAAAUCAAAAUUUCAUUUUUUUAUGAUGUUUAAGGAAAGUCUCCUUGAAACUUUUGAUGUUGAUCUCAACACUUGCUGCUGCUGAAUGUUUGUUGCAGAAUUUCUUCAUGGCUUUCUGUUAAUGUGGACAUGAAUGCCUAAGCUGCCUAGGCACUACACUUCACUGUGCAGAGUUGUGUGCCUUACCCAUGCCAGGAUCAUGGGUUCGAUACAGAUGAACCCUGCUUUAUGACCUGUGUCGUGUGUGCUUGAAUUAACAAUAAUCAGUAUAAUAUUAACCCCUGUGACACCUGUUGCACGUAGUUCAAAUGACUGAAGGAAGCCCAGUGGUUACAGCAUUUACUCGUCACGCCAAAGACCCGGGUUCAAUUCCCCACAUGCGUACAAUGUGUGAAGCCCAUUUCUGUUGUCCCCCACCGUGAUGUUGCUGGAAUAUUGCCAAAAGCGGAGUAAAAUCAAACUCACACACUCACUCUUACCUAAACCAUCUUGUAAGGCUUUUGUCAAUAUACGCAUUUAGUUAUGCUCAAGUUUAGUAGUUACAAGAUUGUUUAUGUCUGCUUUUAUGUUCUUUAAUAUAAAUUGUUCAUAUGCAUAUGAUAUAUAUACCACACAAAAGAAGUUAGAGAAAACCAGAUUCUUUCAUGUUUCUAUUCGUCUUACUGCUUUUGAGUAGUAUAUAUCGAUCUACAGAGUUAUUUUAUUUUUCUCGGUUGCCAGUGUGAUCAGUGAUAUCCAUGACAUGUAUACUUUAUAGUCCGUAUUUGUGCAUUUGUUUUUACUGAGACCCUUGUUGCCUAGACAUAUACAUAAGUUUGAUGGAAACAAGCAUGUACAUUUAAAUUGGAAAGGAGCCCGAGUGAGAUGGGAGAUUCAGAACCUGAACCUGUGGAAAAUCUAGACUUGCUUCAUUUAUCACAUUACAGUAAAGGCUGGUCAUCAUGACCAGGAAAAUAAGUAUGUACGGGUAAACUGAAAAUAUAGUUGAUGAAUAUGCAUCGUUCAUGAGCGUCUUCGUCUGGUUUCGUUCCAAGGAAGGGUAGUGGUAAGGAUGGUAUAUAUAUAUGUUAGCUUUAUAUCCGUACCUUGCUGAGUUCUAGUAUCACAACAACCAACUUUGAGUGAUUAUAGUUUCAGUGCAUAGACGGUAGUUUGGAGUUGUGUGAAUGGCUGAAGAUGAGCCGAGUCGACUUGACACGUGCAUGCGCCGACUCGUGUCAAGGCUGUCACAUGGUCACAUGAUGCUCGCACUGUCUGUUCAUAUUUCACAUUCCUCCAUCGACUCUUGAGGUUAGACGCUUUAGUUGUUUCCUCAGUUUGAAACUUGGUUCUCGAGGUUGAACACUUUAGUUGUUUCCUCAGUUUGAAACUUGAUUCUCGAGGUUGAACGCCUUAGUUGUUGCAUCAGUUUGAAACUUGAUUCUUGAGGUUAAAUGCAUUAGUUUGAAGCUCGACUCUCCAGGUUAAAACGCUUCUGCUUUUACCGAUAGUUGACCGUUAUUCAAGCAGUGAGGAUGGCCAGUAUUACACCACAGUACAAGCAAGGAUAUGAGGGUCAUGGGAGUCCUGGCUAAUUAAAUGUUCUUGCCCGUAUAAAUAACAGACAUAUUUCCUUGAGCUUGUUCUCUUGACUUGAGGGAGGCACGGAAGGCCAAGUCGUCUAAGGUGCCGCGAUUCGCUGUGCAGAGUUGCGUCCCUUGGGCACACCAGAAACCUAUGGUUGUGGGUUCGAAUCCCAGUUCGCCCCGAUUAUGUUUCUAGGUUUGUC
Messenger RNA from Haliotis rufescens (red abalone), 7633 nucleotides. RefSeq lists its product as uncharacterized. The transcript has 14 exons. Bases 135 to 2489 code for a protein of 784 amino acids. The record is from RefSeq and is a predicted model, not a curated record. Lineage: Eukaryota; Metazoa; Mollusca; Gastropoda; Lepetellida; Haliotidae.